Molecule: messenger RNA, 546 nt
Organism: Rotaria sp. Silwood2
Lineage: Eukaryota; Metazoa; Rotifera; Eurotatoria; Philodinida; Philodinidae
Source: the annotation of a GenBank genome assembly
AUGAUUGACACAUUUGCUGAAGACAUUCAGCGUGCUGACUUAACAUUUUUCUAUUUUUCUGGUCAUGGAAAGCAAUAUGAAAAUGAAAAUUAUUUGCUAUCAUCCGAUUACGAUUAUGAUUAUAGUACGAGAGAAUCUACCUAUUUAGUGGACAAAGCUAUUAGUGUACAAUACAUCAUGAAGAAAAUAUAUGAUAAAUACAGUCGUGUAACGAUAUUCAUAUUCGAUUGUUGCAGAAAAAAUGUCCGAACUAAAGGAGAUGAUAAUCAACAAGGUUUAUCACCUAUGCAUGCACCACCAGAAACUCUAAUUACAUAUGCUUGUGCACCAGGUGCAGUAGCAAUCGACGAAUCACGAAAUGGUAGAAACGGUUAUUUUGUUGAAUACUUGUUAAAACACAUUGCGACACCUAAUAAUGAUAUUGAAGAUGUUUUGAAGAUUGUUGCUCGUGAAGUUAAAUUACAAACUGCUGGUUUUCAACUGCCCUAUCGAACAAGUUCUCUCACGGAGAAAGUCUGCUUCGUAACAUCAAAUGUUCAAGGUUAG